Phymastichus coffea is the source of this 1854-nucleotide messenger RNA. RefSeq names its product peroxisome biogenesis factor 10-like (gene Pex10). Gene Ontology annotation, molecular function: zinc ion binding. The coding region runs from base 923 to 1777 and encodes 284 amino acids. Gene Ontology annotation, biological process: protein import into peroxisome matrix. Gene Ontology annotation, cellular component: peroxisomal membrane. The transcript is spliced from 4 exons. The record is from RefSeq and is a predicted model, not a curated record. NCBI's taxonomy places the organism in Eukaryota, Metazoa, Arthropoda, Insecta, Hymenoptera, Eulophidae.
ACGCCGUCGAGCUGGCAGCAGUUGCUGCAGUGUUCCGGCAACCGCUUCUGAUAGCAAGUCUAGCUGAUUUAAACCGGUUGCAGUAUAUAUGUACGUAUGUGUGUGUGUUUAUGUUGCUUAAUUUUUAAAUCAUGCAUACGCGUUGACUUAGCCGAAACGCUGCAGCAACUACUGCCAGCUCGACGGCGUCCUCCGUACUGGCUGCCGUGAGGACCGUCGCUCCUUAUAUAUCACCACCUGUGUGGUGUUGUCUCCUUCUCGAGCCGCUUAGGGAGCUUAGGGCAGCUUAGGAUAAGCGAAUUAAAUUAAUUACACUAUUAACUUCCUCCGUCGCCCUAAGCGGAUUGUUUAAAUUAUUUGUAUUAUAUGAUUGUUUUUUUUAUAUGUAUGUACAUAUAUAUGCAUAUACAUAUAUAUAUGCAGACAUAUAUAUGUGUAUAUAUAUAUAUAAAUUGUGUGACUGUAUACAUGCGGAUAAUGCGGAAUGUAGUUUUCGAUUUAUUUCGAUCAACAAGCGACAUAUCUGAGUUUCAACUGUUUCAGUCGGCGAUCUACUGCCAUCUAUCUAUAAUAAAAAAAAGUUAAGUAUGAAGUAAAGUAUGUUCCGAUCAUGAUUCACGUAUCCCUUGUUUAUUUGACAUUUGUUUUCGUAAAUUCACGAUAAUAAAUAAUACAUUAUUUACCGAGGGAGCAGAGUGGGCAAUAGACACACUGUGUGAUGUUGCCAAACGAACGAAGUGAGGCAUUUCACGCAGUACAUGGUUUGCCUACUGUACCCCCAUAGUGCAUAUACAAUAUAUUCUGCACACCCCCGCGUAAAGGGGCGAGGUUGCACCAUCAGUAGACGACGCAGAACCGCAUUGACGUCAAAAGUUAAGAAUCGCGUUAAAUAAAACGAUAAUAAAAAAUAUACGUAAAAUAAAUGGCAAAUCAAAAUAAAAGGAAAUUAAGGAUAGCUAUUCAAGCAGAAAUUUUAAGAUCUCAUCAACGCGAUAAUGAUUUCAUUACCCAAAUGAAUGAAAACAUUACAGAUUUGCUGCAUCGAUACAAUCUUUAUAGAAAUGUUUCUCGGUUUUUCAAAUCUGAUGUACCAGCAAAAAUACUUUACUUUAUUGUUACUUCAGGCUUUGGUAAUCAAACUCUUGGUGAAGAGUAUACAGGAAUUGUUCAAGCAAAUUUGAAGAUUAACAAAGUACCUUCAUUAUUGACAAGAGUUAUUGCUGCUAUUCUUGAAUGUUUUGGAGAGCAGAUGCUGAUAAAAAUUUUAGAGAAAUUACAAAUCACAAUUAAUAAGCCUAGCAAUGAGCUCACACCUCAAGCUAAAUUGUUUUUGAAUACAUUGCUUGUAAAGUUACGUAAUGUACUACCUAUUUUAAUUUUGGUACAUAGAGGAUUAUUUUACAUGUAUGGCAGAUAUUACAGCAUUAGUAAAAGAAUAACUGGGGUAGAUUAUGUUAAGAUAUAUGGACCAAGACCACACAGCAGAGUUAGUUAUGGAUUGAGAGUUUUAGGAUUUGCAACAAUUGCACAAUGUUUAUUCAGACUUUGGCAAAGUAGAAAUUUUACUGAUGAAACAAUCUAUGACGAAAAAGAGUUUGAAAGCAAUUACAGUAACCAAUGCCAGUUAUGUUUCAAUAAAGUUUCAGACACAACCACUCCAUGUGGUCAUUUGUUCUGCUGGACAUGUUUGGCGGAAUGGCUGAGAGCUAGAGGUCGAUGUCCACUUUGCAGAGAAAGUGCAGCUCCAUCAAGAAUUAUACCUCUGAUGAAUUUGUAAAUAAUUAAUUUGCUGAUUGACUUUUUAAUGUUUAUAUACAUCAAUAAUGAUUAGAAUGUAUGGUGGUGAAUUUGUAA